This is a messenger RNA of Sinocyclocheilus anshuiensis, 1505 nucleotides long. RefSeq names its product LIM domain binding 2b (gene ldb2b). The transcript has 9 exons. NCBI's taxonomy places the organism in Eukaryota, Metazoa, Chordata, Actinopteri, Cypriniformes, Cyprinidae. The coding region runs from base 125 to 1213 and encodes 362 amino acids. The record is from RefSeq and is a predicted model, not a curated record.
UGUGAUUUGACAGUCGCAUCUCUCCGUGUGUCCGGGAGCGCACGUGUGUGUGUAUGUUUACGAUCGUCGUGCUCCACGUGCUGCGUGUGGAUGCGCUCCUCGCGCGCUGUCGGUAACAGAAACCAUGACUGGCGCGCCGCGCGACCCCUUCUACUCAUCUCCGUUCGGUCCGUUUUACCGGAGACACGCGCCCUACCCGGUGCAGCCGGAGUACCGGAUGCACGAGCUUAACAAACGGCUCCAGUCCCGGCCUGAGGACUGUGAUAUUCUGUGGUGGGAUGCAUUCUGCACUGAGUUCUUUGAAGAAGAUGCCACAUUGACUCUCUCAUUCUGCCUGGAGGAGGGACCAAAGACGUACACCAUCGGGCGCACCCUGAUCCCUCGUUACUUCAGUUCUCUGUUCGAAGGAGGAGUCUAUGAGUUGUAUUUUGAGCUGAAACAAACAAAGGAGUCGUUCAACAACUCAGCUAUUACUGUCGACUCUCAUCACUGUACUAUGACAACACAACACGGCAAACCUACGUUCACUAAGGUGUGUACAGAAGGCCAUCUUAUUCUUGUGUUCACCUUUGAUGACCUCAGGAGAAUCAAAACAUGGCACUUCACUAUCACACACUACAGUGAACUCAUUCCUCGCAGUGUCUUGGCUGUAAAUGCACAAGACCCUGGAGCUCUGGAACAACUGUCCAAAAACAUCAGUCGAGUGGGACUUACCAACCUUACGCUGAACUACCUCAGAUUGUGUGUGAUUCUAGAGCCGAUGCAGGAGCUCAUGUCUAGGCAUAAGACAUAUGGACUGAGUCCCAGAGACUGCCUGAAGUCCUGCCUCUUUCACCAGUGGCAGAGGAUGACAACACCACCAGUUGGACCCUCGCCCAGCUUCAAGACAGAAAUAUUUCCCUCUAAUUCCAAAAAAUCAGAGCCAACCAAACCAGCAGCAAAGAGACGGAGGAGGAGGAACUCAGCUGGUAGCGCGUCCAAUAGCAGCACAGGAAACAGCAAGAAGCGCAGCCCAGCCAAUAACUUCAGCCUACCAUCACAGGAUGUGAUGGUGGUAGGGGAGCCCUCUCUAAUGGGAGGGGAGUUGGGUGACGUGGACGAGCGUUUGAUCACACGCCUCAAGAACGAACAGUACGACCCCAUCAACGGUCUCCAUGAUGACGGUCUCCAUGACUACACCAACUCACCGACACUUGGAAACGGCAGCUCCUGAAAUGGUCAGCACCCUAGCAACCAAGACAGUAAGCCUGAUACCAUGGCAAUGCAGCAGUUGGAGUAAUGUGAUCUGACACUGGGUAGCUAUGGCAACGGUGCUGUCAAGGGAUGGGGGUAUUUUCAACUGUAGAGGAGAAAUUGCAGGAGAGAAGGUGUGUGUACGCGCGUGUGUGUGUGUGCAUGCUAGCGUUUAUGUUGGUGUGACACGGUAUUCCAUACUUGAGACAUACAGCUUCAACCAUUUAGUUUAAGUAUUCCGAAAAAAAUAAAAGAUACUGCAAGCCUUGUAA